This is a messenger RNA of Suillus subalutaceus, 1915 nucleotides long. Its product is annotated as glycoside hydrolase family 79 protein. The transcript is spliced from 12 exons. Lineage: Eukaryota; Fungi; Basidiomycota; Agaricomycetes; Boletales; Suillaceae. Bases 306 to 1862 code for a protein of 518 amino acids. The record is from RefSeq and is a predicted model, not a curated record.
CUUACUCAUUGGAAGGUCAGGUGAGGUAAGUGUAUCUCUCCAGUACUCAUUCCUCUGGUUGUUUGUCAGUGAUAGCAUUAGAGGGCAUAGCCAAGCAAGACCAAAUAUCUUCAACCACUCCCUCACGUGCCGAUCAUGGUGCUUCAGUGCUUCACACCAACGUUCUGUGACCUGUCAAUUCUUUGGACAUGUGGACAUCCCUGAAUUCAUUGCGGACCGGUGCUCAUGCUCUCUUUCCAUCCAUAUAAGAUACUGCAAGGUGUGGUAAAAUCGUAUUUUUUGACCCCACUGUUUCUUUCUGCGUGAUGUGGUUCUUGUCUACAGUUCUACCUUGUGUUGCGUUGGUGUCUGCGAGACAUGCUCUUUUGUCCCGCGAUGACACCAGUCUGCCCAAAUUGACGCUAUCUGGCCCAGCCUCGCUCCCAAUAGAUGCAACGCCACCCUUGAACCCCGCCCUUGCAAGUUUCAAACUUAAAGAGAGGACUGGGGUUCCAGCCGAAGUGCGCAUUGGUGGCAUCACCGCCGACUCGACAUUCUGGGAUCCGAAUCAGGAGGCUGCACUGUCCAAUUUCAUUGAUAGCACGGGUGCACUAGUAAACACUACGCUUGGGCCCCAGUUUUGGAACUCUGUGAAGCUUUUACCAGAAGGGACGAAGAUCGUCAUGACGCUUGAUCUAGAGAGCUUGAAUUAUACUGGAACUCUUGAUAUGGCCGAAGCAGCAUGGAUGGGUCUUGGCUCACGCCAGAUUUCUCGCUUCGAAAAACUAUACGGCUACAUGGGAGGUAUUUCUAAUUCUAUUUUUGUCUCCUUGAUGCCAUGGACUGUCAAUAUCUCGAAGGCGUUGGGCAUCGAUUACCCCGAGUUCCAAGUUGGGGCGACUGUCAUAGACCCUUUGUGGCCGUAUAACACCCCGCAAGCAGAUGCACAGUUUGACUGUGUCAGUGCUCUGGCUGCUGGAGCUAACGAUGGACACACUGUCAUGACGUGUAGCGAACACACAUACCAGUACAGCGUUUGUGAUCCAACUAGGGCUGCUGUAGCUACGUUGACCAACCUGGUGAACCACACACGCUUGGCUGAAUAUUUGGAUCUUUGGCAGCCCCGUAUCCACAGCGUUCGCGCCCAACUCGGACCUGAUGCCUUUGUUAUCGGUGAAUUCAAUUCUGUCUCUUGCUCUGGACAGGCCAAUGUCAGCAACACAUUCGGUCAAGCUAUGUGGCUGUUAGACACGACCCUCUAUGCGGCUUCAAUCAAUGUCUCACGUGUAUAUGUGCAUCAAGGCGGACCUCUUGCACUGCAGAGCUCUACGCAGCUCAAUCACGGCGGGCUCUCACUCUACAACCUCUGGUACCCUGUCGAUAACCAGAACGGUCCUAUCCAAGUGUUCCCGGCAUAUUCGGCUUACCUCUUUGUGACUGAGGCCAUUGGUUACUCGAAGUCACUGCGUCUUUCAAAUAUCUUCCCAGGGCGACAAGCCAAUGGAUCGUCAAUUACGACCGCAGGUGGUGAUCCUUCUGCUGGUCAGAUCUCGGUAUAUGGUUUCUGGGACGAAAAUUCCACCGACAGCUAUGAUUACCCAACUAAGCUCGCGCUCCUAAACCUUGAGCUCUACAACCAGACGGAUUCGUACCCUCGUCCCAAUACCACGAUCGACAUAUCUGCGUAUUUGCCGAAGGAGACUCAAGAAGUAAUGGUCAAGAGGCUGACAGCCCCAGGAGCUGAUGUCCUGUCAGCCGAAUUAACGACUUGGGCAGGGCAAACUUUUGCUUCUGGCGUUGCAGAAGGCGACAUUGUGGAGGAGACGGUGUCCAAUGGACAAGUGGUCGUCGAGGCUUCCUCUGCUGCUUUGGUGUAUUGGUAAAUACAGUGUAGCAUGCCAGCGAAAAAAUGUUCAUCCUAUGUGUUGCUGUUGAA